AUGAAUUUAUUAUAUAAAAAAAAUGGUUAUAUGCCACUUGAUAGCAAAGAAAUAAAUCAAGAAAUAUAUGAAGAAGUAAAUGAAGAAAUUAUAGCCAAACAAUCACUUAUAAUUAAUAAUAAUAAUUUUAAUAAUAAUGAAAUUUCAAUUGAUUUAAAUUUAAAUAAACAACAAUUACAACCUUCACCAUUAUAUGAAAUCAUUAUAAAACCAAUAAAAAAAACCAGAUUUUGCAUAAAUAUUACCAAUUAUGAAACAUAUUACUAUAACUCACAGAUUCCAGUUGAACUCUCACAUCUUUUUAAUGUGGGUGAAUAUAAAUCAAUAAUAGAUAAUAUAAACUCUAUAUAUAAAAAAAGAAAACUUUCAACAAUUAAAUUUUGGUUAAUUUUUAUUUUUUUUAUUAUUUAUACUAUAAUUACAUCAACAAUAACAAUUUCUUUAUUAAUAUCCAAUAAUGGCCUUAUAUAUAAAAUUAUAAUAUCAUUUAUUAUAUUUGCCUCAAUAAUAUCAUUUUUUUAUUGGGUAACACUUUGUUCAAAAAAAUCAAAUACUAAAAAGUUUGAAGAUAAUAUUAGACAAAUAAUUAAUAAAAUCAAUAAUAAUCUUUUUAAUAGAGGAAUAAUAUUUAAUUUUUAUUUCAACUUUAACUCUAAACCAAUUAUUGAGCAGAUUUCAGUUUCAUUUUCGAUCACCCCUCAACAAAAACUUCAGCAAAGUAAUCAAACUAGUUCAAAUUUCAGUUAUCCUGGUAAUAAUUUAUCUUAUAUAUAA
Messenger RNA from Dictyostelium purpureum, 774 nucleotides. RefSeq lists its product as uncharacterized. The coding region runs from base 1 to 774 and encodes 257 amino acids. The transcript has 2 exons. The record is from RefSeq and is a predicted model, not a curated record. NCBI's taxonomy places the organism in Eukaryota, Evosea, Eumycetozoa, Dictyosteliales, Dictyosteliaceae.